Messenger RNA from Pseudophryne corroboree (corroboree frog), 5315 nucleotides. RefSeq names its product adhesion G protein-coupled receptor B2 (gene ADGRB2). The record is from RefSeq and is a predicted model, not a curated record. Gene Ontology annotation, biological process: cell surface receptor signaling pathway; negative regulation of angiogenesis; G protein-coupled receptor signaling pathway. Gene Ontology annotation, cellular component: plasma membrane. The coding region runs from base 220 to 4650 and encodes 1476 amino acids. The transcript is spliced from 30 exons. NCBI's taxonomy places the organism in Eukaryota, Metazoa, Chordata, Amphibia, Anura, Myobatrachidae. Gene Ontology annotation, molecular function: G protein-coupled receptor activity.
CCGGCUAUAGAUGCUCACACGCCCCGCAGACACAGCGCUCCUUCCCGGGGAGAGCAGCAACUGGCAGCCGGAGGAUUCCGCAGGAAUAAACUUACUCGGGAAGAUGUGAGAGAGCAACAGAGGGAGAUCUAUCCCGGAUCAUGGGACAUCACAGGCGGCAGGACACAGCCUCCCACCCCAUAUAGUACUGCUAACAGCGACCAGGGCCCAUGUCAUAGGAUGAACACUGCUUGUCCCCUCUUACUAUCUGUGAUAUCGUCUCUUGUCUUGUGCUCUUGGGGUUCCAACCCCACACCGAGCACAUGCUCGGCUCUGGCCUCUGGAGUUCUAUACGGAGCCUUCUCUCUUAAAGACCUUUUUCCUGUUUUCUCCUCUGGUUGCUCUUGGACCCUGGAGAACCCAGAUCCAACCAAAUACACAUUAUAUCUGAAGUUCACUCACGAGGAGCAAGUGUGCUCACAUCUAUCCCCCAUGGUGCAACCUUUGGAUCAUUAUCUUCCCAACCACACCUGCAGCCGGCCUGAGGAGGGAGCAGACGAAGCUCAGGAACUUUGUAUCCCUGGAACUCCUUUUACCGUCUCUCACUUUGACAAAAACUUUCUUCGGAUCUGCUUGUCUGAGCAACCAUUGUCCAUUCAGCUACUUUCAGACUCUGUGCUUAGUUUCCGCUUUGUGGAGGUGUUAUUAGUCAACCAUGAUAAUUCCAGCCAGUUUGCCUGUGGUGUACUGUGUCGUUGGUUUGAGGAGUGUUUGAGAGCUCGAGACUGGGGGGUGCGUUGUGGAUUGACCCAGACCGGCUGCACCUGUCUGGAAACUGUAGCACGUGGACGUAAUGACACUGUCUCCAACUCCAUUGUUCCUGCAAGACAUAGUGACUGCUGUGUAACACAGCUGCUCCCGGGAACCAACGAUGAGGAGUAUCAUCGGCCAAUCCCUUAUGGAGAAGAUGACCAGGAAGAGAAUCAGAAGGUCAAGACCCAGAGACCACGGUCAGCCGAUGAGCCAGCUAUAUACAUGGCACAAACAGGAGAUCCCGCUGCUGAAGGAUGGUCGCAAUGGGGAGUUUGCUCCACAACAUGUGGUCAGGGAACACAGCUUCGCACCCGCUCCUGUGUGUCAUCACCAUAUGGGACACUGUGCAGUGGUCCACUGAGGGAGACGCGAUAUUGCAAUAACACAGCUGCUUGCCCUGUGGAAGGGAUAUGGCUGGACUGGGGCCCAUGGGGAAGAUGCUCAGUAACGUGUUCCAACGGAACCCAACAAAGGAGUAGAAAGUGCAGCAACACAAGCCAAGCUGGAGGAGAGUGCAGGGGGCAGCAAACGGACACGAGGGACUGCAGUAACACAGAAUGCCCAGCGGAUGGAAAAUGGGGUCCGUGGAAUCAUUGGAGCUUGUGCUCCAAAACAUGUGACAGUGGCUGGCAGCGUCGCUACCGGAUGUGUCAGGGGACAGGAUUGCAAGGAUACCCGUGCGAGGGCUCCGGGGACGAGGUCAGGACGUGCAAUGAAAAGAAAUGCCCAGCGUUACAUGAGAUGUGUAAAGAUGAGUAUGUCUUGUCCAUGAACUGGAAGAAAACAGCUGCAGGCGAUAUCGUGUACAACAAGUGUCCUCCUAAUGCCACAGGAUCAGCUAGUCGUCGCUGUCUGCUUAGUCCCCAGGGAGUCGCCUACUGGAGUUCUCCAAGUUUCGCCCGUUGCAUCUCCCAGGACUACAGAUUUCUUCACCUUGCACUCCGUGAACAUUUGGCAAAAGGGCAGCGCUUGUUGGCAGGGCAAGGUAUGUCACAGGUGGUACGGAGUAUGUUGGAGCUGGUAUCAGCCAAGAACUACUACAGUGGAGACCUUCUUUUCUGUGUGGAGAUCCUGCGCAAUGUGACGGACACAUAUAAAAGAGCCACUUAUAUACCCUCCUUUGAGGACAUUCAGAAAUUUUUCCACGCUGUCAGCCACAUACUGGAUGCAGAUAAUAGAGAGAAGUGGGAAGACGCUCAGCAGGUGGCUCCAGGCUCUGUUCUCCUCAUGAAGGUACUUGAAGAUUACAUCCACUUGGUUGGAGAUGCGCUAAAACCUUUUCAGAGUUCCAUCAUUGUCACUGAGAAUCUGGUUAUAAGCAUUCAAAGAGAACCUGUAUCUGCUAUAUCCAGUGACAUAAACUUUCCAAUGAAAGGACGGCGUGGGAUGAAUGAUUGGGCUAGAAACUCUGAGGAUAAACUUUUCAUUCCCAAGGAGGUUCUCAGUUUGCCUCAUGCAGAGACAGAAGACUCUGCAUAUUUUGUGAUAGGUGCAGUACUGUACCGCACUCUCGGGCUUAUCUUACCUCCUCCCGGUAAUUCCCUGGCUGUUAGUUCAAAGGUUCUGACUGUCACUGUACGGCCUCUUACUAAACCUGCAGAGCAGCUGGUGGUGGUAGAGUUAUCGCAUAUAAUCAAUGGUACCUCAAGUCCCCAAUGUGCAGUAUGGGAUUAUUCAAAAAGUGAUGCUUCCAGUGGGAACUGGGACACUGAGAGCUGCCAGACUCUGCCAACACAACCAUCUCACACCAAAUGCCUUUGCGAUCAGCUCUCCACCUUUGCUGUGUUGGCACAGCUACCCAAGGAGUUGGUGAUGGAUGUCACUGGUUCUCCGUCUGUGCCCUUGAUGAUUGGCUGUGCUGUAUCCUGUAUGGCUUUGCUCAUCCUUCUUGCUGUUUAUGCUGCAUUUUGGAGAUUCAUUCGUUCUGAACGGUCCAUCAUCCUGCUUAAUUUCUGUUUGUCCAUCCUUGCUUCCAAUGUGUUGAUUUUGGUGGGACAAUCCCAAGCACUGAGCAAGGCUGUCUGCGCUCUCAUUGCUGCUUUCUUGCACUUCUUCUUUCUCUCUUCCUUCUGUUGGGUGCUUACGGAGGCCUGGCAGUCCUACCUCGCUGUCAUUGGGCAAAUGAGAACACGUCUGGUGCGUAAGCGCUUCCUGUGCCUGGGAUGGGGGUUACCAGCUCUGGUGGUUGCAGUGUCUGUUGGUUUCACCAGAACAAAAGGAUAUGGAACACCCAAUUAUUGCUGGCUCUCUCUAGAAGGAGGGCUACUCUACGCUUUUGUGGGUCCUGCGGCUGUCAUUGUUCUGGUUAACAUGCUGAUUGGCAUUAUUGUCUUCAACAAACUAAUGUCUCGGGAUGGCAUAUCAGACAAGUCCAAAAAGCAGCGGGCAGGAAUUGAGAUAUCCUGCAGGAACCUGCCGCUGAUUUGUUCUACAUGUGGAGUGCUGCCCAGCGCAAAUCUCUCUGCAGCUACUGCCAACAACGCUGUGGCAUCUCUCUGGAGUUCUUGUGUGGUCCUUCCUCUACUUGCCCUCACAUGGAUGUCUGCAGUUCUGGCUAUGACUGACCGCCGAUCCAUCCUCUUCCAAGUCCUGUUUGCAGUGUUCAAUUCAGUGCAAGGCUGUGUGAUCAUCACUGUACACUGCUUCCUGCGCCGGGAGGUCCAGGAAGUUGUAAAAUGCCAAAUAGGUGGAUGCCACAGUGAUGAAAAUGAAGAUUCUCCAAACUCCUGCAAGAACGGUCAGCUUCAAAUCAUGACAGAUUUUGAAAAAGAUGUGGAUCUGGCAUGUCAGUCUGAUGAGAAGGCCUCAUGGUACACCGCACAUGGGGAAACUGUCUUGUUCAAGGAAUUGAACACAUGCCACCCAUCCAGUGUGACUGGAGCUCUAUCCCGGAUCUCUAUAGAUGAUGAGGAUGACUUAAAAAUGCACAAAGGGUGCGAUGGACUCAGCUAUUCCCACCUUCCUGGUAACCUCUCCUCUCAAGGGGGCAUUCUUCUGCAAGUGCCCAAAAUAACCCACAAUCAAGUGAAUGAGCUCAAUGAUCCGCUACCGAAAAAAGAGAUCAAUUUGGAUCGUGGUCCUCUUUAUUUGUGUCCUGAGGGAAAUUUGUGGCCUCUGGACUUUGGGGAUGCAUCACAGGAACCGUCAUUGGAAAGUGAGUAUAUGGUGCUGCCCAGACGGACUUUGAGUCUGAAGCCUUUUAAUCGGGAACACAGCAAACUGAAUGUGAAGCUGUCAGAACUGAGCAAAGGGCGCCAGCAAGGAGACACAGAUAGUUAUCCCAAUUUCCUGUCAGUGGACCACAUUAACGUCAACCUCACCCCACCCUAUGUGCCGGCACAACACCAGUAUGGCUUACCAUUUAAGCAGCCUCCCUCCGUCCGGCAGAUCCUGGCAUCAGAGAUGAAUGAGCGAAGUCGUACGAUGCCCCGCACAGUGCCUGGUCCAUCUCUGAGCGCUGGAUCUCUCGAGAAGCCACACCAACCUGUCCCUGUGUUUCUCCCUCAGCGGAAGCGAUUGAGAUAUUCAGAUUUGGACUUUGAGAAAGUGAUGCACACAAGAAAAAGACACUCAGAGCUUUAUCAUGAAUUGAACCGCAAGUUCCACACACUGGAAAGGUAUCGGGAUGCCAGUGCAAAGAGAGACAAACGCUGGAGUAUAUCCUCAGGAGGAGCAGUGGAGAGAACCUCAGCCAGUGAGAAGACAAGCCCAGCUGGUCCCCAUCAAAAGGUUUGGGAUAGCUACAGAGCCCGCUCUUCACAGAUACACGACCGCCUGGGUCUACGAUGCGUGGAUUGGGAUCAGCCUCCACGUAUUUCCAUGGAUAUGUCAGAUGGGGAUUAUCAGACUGAAGUAUAAGGGAAUUUCUCCAUUCACACCUUAAUUUUAUUAACCUCUUCAACUCAGUUGAUUAUCCUCGCACACCAGAGAAUCAGUCACAGGGUGACUUUGGUUAAAGCCAACGGAGAAUUACACAGGCUAUCGGUGUAUUCACUGGAUAUGUAUUUAAAUAUCUGCCAAAUAAGACCGCUGAACCGAUGUGAAAAAUGGGAGAGUUAUGGGCGAUAAAUGAAUUGCUCUUUGGAAAUGAAGCCCUCCGAUCCUCCGAUUUCAGGAUUCCGUAUCCAGGAUCUCUUAUCCUCUUUACUGUAUAGAGGACCCAAGCGGCAACAAGCUACUUGUUCUCUUUACAUACACACAUAUGUUGUUCUGUCACACAACUUCCUCUGUCCUGCUUCCUGGACAUUGCUUGUCAAGUGACCACUUUCUUCCAGUAUUAUAUCCUCCCCCUCUCCCCUGCCUCCUGCCCAGUUUGGGCAAAGAAGGUGGGCCUUACUUUGCCUUUAUGGACUGCUUAAGGCCAGCCCAACUGGAACUGAACUAGACUGACUUAUCCCAAUCCUUACCGAAAUUUCUGGUAUGGGGCAGUGGGAAAGGGGGUCAGGUGGCGCUGGGUUUUAAAAAUGCCUAGAAUUUGUUUAAAAAUGAAAAAAAAAAUAAAAAAAAAAUCUUUUGAAUCGUGA